Messenger RNA from Drosophila novamexicana, 1620 nucleotides. RefSeq lists its product as uncharacterized. The record is from RefSeq and is a predicted model, not a curated record. NCBI's taxonomy places the organism in Eukaryota, Metazoa, Arthropoda, Insecta, Diptera, Drosophilidae. The coding region runs from base 129 to 1217 and encodes 362 amino acids. The transcript is spliced from 4 exons.
GAUUUAAAAUAUCCAAUUAAAGACGAGAGAUGUAAAAAAACAAUUACUGAGGUCUAUGCUUCCUAUGAAUGCCAAGCAACGGAGUCAGAAGCACCCGCGACUCAUAUAGGUAUUAAGUACACAUAAAAAUGGCUUAUCAAAAUGUUCACUGGCGCCAGGCGACUUACUACCCACUAUAUGCAAUACCCUUACAAAAUAAUUCAUCUCGCAACCCAACAAUGGGCUGGUGUACAUAUGGCAAUUGGAAUUCCAGCCAAAGUGUGCAGUAUACCCAAAGUGUACAAACAACGAAUUUAAACUUAGCUGCCCAGAUCAGUGGCUUGGAAUGCCAACUGAUAUCGGAGCUGGAUGCAAGAGGUAAGCAAGCAAUCCAGCUGAAAACUGUUUUGCAGAGGGAGACGGACUUACUUGAAGAAAACAAAAAGCUGCUUACGGAAAAGACCAGACUGACGAAUUCGCUAAAAGCUGCCAAAGAUGAGCUGAGUGAUUUCAAAUCGCAACUGAAGCGGGAGUCAAAUGCAAAAGCGGAACAAGCAAUCCAGCUGAAAAUAGUUUUACAGAAUGAGCAGCAUUUGGUUAGUGCUAACCAAAAGCUGAUAGCGGCAAAUGCUUUGUUGACGAAUUCGCUGAAUGCUAUCAAAGACGACAUAGCAGACAGUGUUAAUGCCCAACUGAAAUUCUCAAAGCUAGAAGACGAACUUGCCAAACUCAAGUGUGAGCUGGAGCAGAGCAACGCGCACGUGAAUGCGCUGACUGCGGUCAACGAAAUGCUUUUGAAUGGCAACGAGAAGCGGGACGAGACCAUUGCAAAAUACAAGCGAAAGCUGCAGACAUACAUGAACUUCAGCUCAUCAUCUGAUUGUGAAUCGCUGCUAGAAAACAGUUCACUUUUACAAGUCAGAUGCAACACUCCAAGUCCGAGACGCAUUGGCUUUAAGGCAUUGCAUGCGCUCAGUUCUCUUGGAGCUGAGAACAGCAUAGGGCCUUGGUUAUGUCUGCCCUGUGGCAGCAGUACGUCCCCCAUUAAUUUUUCAUCGUACGCCGAGUUUCGGCGACAUUUAUCUGAGGUGCACAAGGAGCCCAUUGAUCCGGCUUUGUGUGAGCUAUGCGGUUGGCGUUCUGGCAGCGAUCGGGAGCUUCAUUUUCAUAUGUUUAAAAAUCAUCAAAUAGAAUCCCUGUUCUACACAUUUUCCAAGUCGGCGAUCUUGGACAAGUGACAACAGGAAUAACUUUUUUUAAUUAUUUAAAAUUAAUAAGUUCAAAUUGAUAGCCUUAUGCUUAAAAAGUGUUUCUGUGUAGCCUUUUUUAUACAUUUUAUGUAAGUGGAAGAAGUUGGCAAAUAUUUGACAUCUACUUUUGUUUUUUAAUAUUUUGAAAAUAUGCCGGCAGCAGAAGCAAAUGUAGAGCAAUAACUUUUCCUAUCUUAUAUUCUAAGUGAAACAAAAUGCAAACACAUGUAAACAUAAAAUAAUUCGUUUGUUUAAAAAAAACAGCCAUUGUUAUUUAGAAGUAAGUAAGAAGUAAUAAGGUUUGUGCAACCUUAAUUAUAUAAGGAAAAUACCACAGAUCAUUGAAGAAAAAUAAUGAAAUGUUUAAACAUUUAAUGUUUACAAGUACCUC